AUGAUGAUGAUGGAUGAGGCAGUAAGUCUCUGGAGGCACCUUGUGGCAACCUACAAUCCGUACGUCAUCGACGUCGUCGGCGCCUUCGUCAUCCAGAACAUCUUCUGGUGGCUGCCUUGCAUAGUCUUCGUCUCCCUUGACCGCAUCGCCCCGUCCUUCUCCGAGCGCCACAAGAUUCAGCCGGCGCCGAAGCAGCCCACGGCUGCCGAGAUCUGGCACGCUGCCGUCGUCUCGCUCCGAAACCAGGUGCUCGUCACAGCGCUGCACGUUGGCCUCAGCUACGCCUCCCACGCACAGGGUGAGCCUCCCUUGCUCCGUGUCGAGGCCAGCUUGCCCUCGCUCGGCGAGGUCGUUCGCGACUUCAUCGUUUGCGCCGCGGCCCGCGAGGUGCUCUUCUACUACGCCCACCGCCUGUUCCACGUUCGCUCCCUCUACCGACGCAUCCACAAGACGCAUCACAAGUUCACGGCCCCCGUCGCCUUUUCCUCGCAGUAUGCGCACCCCAUCGAGCACAUCGUCGCCAACACGUUGCCCAUCGCCCUGCCGCCCCUGCUACUGCGCUCCCACAUCCUGACCAUGUGGAUUUUCGUCGCCUGGCAGCUCGUCGAGACGGCCACCGUCCACAGCGGGUAUGACUUCUUCCACGGCGCCGCCCGCAAGCAUGACAGGCACCACGAACGCUUCGACGUCUACUUUGGAGGCAUAGGCAUCCUAGACUGGCUGCAUGGCACCGACGAAGCCGGCGCGAGGUCUAGCAAGGGUGGGAAGGCGGAAUGA
Drechmeria coniospora is the source of this 777-nucleotide messenger RNA. RefSeq lists its product as uncharacterized. The coding region runs from base 1 to 777 and encodes 258 amino acids. Gene Ontology annotation, molecular function: iron ion binding; C-4 methylsterol oxidase activity. The record is from RefSeq and is a predicted model, not a curated record. The transcript has a single exon. Gene Ontology annotation, biological process: ergosterol biosynthetic process. Lineage: Eukaryota; Fungi; Ascomycota; Sordariomycetes; Hypocreales; Ophiocordycipitaceae.